Messenger RNA from Phasianus colchicus (ring-necked pheasant), 2256 nucleotides. RefSeq names its product doublesex and mab-3 related transcription factor 2 (gene DMRT2). The record is from RefSeq and is a predicted model, not a curated record. NCBI's taxonomy places the organism in Eukaryota, Metazoa, Chordata, Aves, Galliformes, Phasianidae. Gene Ontology annotation, cellular component: nucleus. Gene Ontology annotation, biological process: sex differentiation; regulation of transcription by RNA polymerase II. Gene Ontology annotation, molecular function: RNA polymerase II cis-regulatory region sequence-specific DNA binding; DNA-binding transcription factor activity, RNA polymerase II-specific.
AGGGAGGCACCUGGCGGGUCGCGCCGUGCCCGUCCGAGCGCGGGCGGGCAGCCUGACCCUUCUCUUGCAGCUGCGGCGCGGAGCAGCCAUGUCCGAAGGACGCGCCGCUGGCGAGUGGGAAAUCGACGUGGAGAGCCUGGAGGGGGAGGCGACCGAGGGCCUCGGCGCGCCGAGGGAGGAAGAAGAGGAGGAAGGCGAAGAGACGGCGGCGGCCCCGCGGCGAGGCGGCGGCGGGGAGCCGCGGAAGCUGAGCCGCACGCCCAAGUGCGCCCGGUGCCGCAACCACGGCGUGGUGUCGUGCCUGAAGGGACACAAGCGGUUCUGCCGCUGGCGCGACUGCCAGUGCGCCAACUGCCUGCUGGUGGUGGAGCGGCAGCGGGUGAUGGCCGCGCAGGUGGCACUGCGCCGGCAGCAGGCCACCGAGGACAAGAAGGGGCUGGCCGGGAAGCAAGCGAGCCUGGAGCGCAAAGCCGUCUACCAGAGGCACGUCCGGACGCCCAGCCUGCUGGCCAAGAGCAUCUUGGAAGGUUACCGUCCUAUUCCAGCAGACGCUUACCUGGGAGGAAACUCACCUUUGCCACCCCCUGUAAGUGACAGGAUGAGAAAGAGACGGGCUUUUGCUGAUAAAGAGUUGGAGAACAUUAUGCUAGAAAGAGAGUACAAAGAAAGAGAGAUGAUGGAAGCUACACAAGCAGCUGCCCUCUUCCUCCCGAACCGCAUGGUGCACGGAGCUGAAUACAAUGCGUACAAAACUGCCUUCAGCCCUGCUCAGGUUGAUGCUUCCGGCAAGGAGUUCUGCAAUUUCUUACCAACGUGCCUUGAUCUAACCAUGCAGUACUCGGGAUCUGGCAACAUGGAACUUAUUUCUUCCAAUGUCAGUGUAGCUACUACCUACAGGCAGUAUCCCCUGCCUUCCAGGUUCUUAGUGUGGCCGAAGUGUGGCCCCAUUAGCGAUGCUCUCCUCUACCAGCAGUGCCUGCUGAAUGCUACCACCGUCCAAGCUCUCAAACCAGGGGCAGGCUGGAACGCCAAGGUGGCACAAAGCCCGGAGUGUCCGAACACUGAGCAGGACAUCAUGUCUCCGAAACUGGAGAAUCCACUCCUCCUGACCCACACGCCUGACAUCCAGCAGGCAUGCAGCGAGGUGCCGUGCCUUCCCCAGGAGGCUCGGGAGAGGUCAGCCUUCUCUCCUCCAAAAAGGACUUUUUCUCAGAUUUCCGAUAAGGAUUCUCUGGCUCCUCAAGAGCAGGCAUUGAGCAAGGUCAGCAAAGACACGGCCAAGCCCGCUCCACCUAUCAAAUACAAUCCAUUUCAGUCACUGUUCCCGCAGACAUUUCCAGACAAAUCGGGAGCAGAGCUGAGAGCAUCGUUUAUGAAGGAGACUUUUGAAGAAGCAUCUAAGAAAUAUAGGGAGUUCAGCAUUAAAGAGAACCAGAAAUACAAGUUUACUAUAGAUAAAUGUACAAAAGACUUCUUUGGACCCAAACAGGCCACAACAAAACUGUCAGCAGCUGAGCCACUGUCAUUUUCAGUUGAAUCCAUCCUCAAAUGACCUUGUGCAGAGGCUCAUAUCUCCCAGUGAAUGAACUGCAACAUCACUGUAGAGAGCUUGUGUGCUUCGCCUUCUGCAGAAUUACUACUGCCCACCUUUUCUCUUAAAAGAUUUGUAAAGAGGAGUUUCUGCUGUAAAUGGUAAUUUUCUCUUUUUUCUCAAAAUGACAUACAUAAAUAUGCAUGUUUUCAGAAGAAAAGUGAAUUUAUAUUUUAUUUUUAAAAUAAGAAAUGGCACAUACAGAAGACUGUAGUGUUCUUUUAAGCAGAACUUCAGACCACUCAAUAAAACGAGUUUACCUGCAAAAACAGAUCUUCUUUGCCCUGCCAGUAAUAUCCCCUGAUCUUAGUUGUGUCUCUAGUCUCUUGCAGGCAAGUGUGCUCUGCUGUCAGAACACACCUAUUCCUUUGUGGGCUGGUACGAUGUACUGAGUUAUCUUGGGUAUGUGGUCACUCUGCUUUUAGCUUCCAGUACCUAAGGGAAGAGAUGCAUGUAGGCUAGUAUGAAUUGGAAGACUUCUGUUAUUAAGUGAAAUUUGCAUCAGAUUCCAAAUGCUGUUCUUAAUCUGAAGGUGAAGUGCUUGCUAGUAUAUAGACUGACUUAGCCCAUACCUCUCUACAAAACCUUCUAUUCCUAAAGCAAAGACUUAAUGGGUAGACUGUGUUUGGGGAUAAUGAGCUUUUUGUUUUUUUUUUUUUUUUGAG